CGUCACUUCCGGCUGGGAGACAAAAUGGCGUCCCGAGUGUCCCGGGCCCUGAGGCGUGUGGAGCGGCAGCGGCGGCUGCGCCUGCUCUGGGAUCCUUAGAGCCGCGGGUGGCGGCGAAGGGGGCAGGCCCAGGACUCAUGUAAUCAAAGGAGUUUCUUUGUUGUGUGUAUCUUUACAGAACACAACAGGAAUUCAAAAUGAAUCAGGACUCUCAACUGGACCUGGAGGAGAAAGAGACUAACAAGGAAGUGUUGGGACUCUCUCUAUCUCUUGUGUCCUGUGAAGGAAGCUGCCUACUGGGGGCUGUUGGACUGAACACUCUUGAGUCUUUGGAAGCCCCGGAGACCCUAGCUGAUGUACCUGAACAUGUGUUUCGAGGGCUUCCUGAGGAAGUAAGGCUUUUUCCAUCUGCUGUUGACACGACACGGAUUGGUGUCUGGGCUGCAAAGUCAAUUUUAAAAGGGAAAAAAUUUGGCCCAUUUGUUGGUGACAAGAAGAAAAGAUCUCAAGUGAAGAACAAUGUGUACAUGUGGGAGGUAUAUUAUCCAAACUUGGGAUGGAUGUGUGUUGAUGCCACUGAUCCAAAGAAGGGGAAUUGGCUUCGGUAUGUGAACUGGGCCCGAUCAGGAAAGGAACAAAAUCUAUUUCCACUGGAAAUCAACAGGACCAUUUACUAUAAAACUUUGAAGCCAAUUGAGCCGGGCGAGGAGCUGCUAGUGUGGUACAAUGGGGAAGACAACCCGGAGAUAGCAGCUGCUAUAGAGGAAGAGAGAGCCAAUACCCGGAGCAAGCGGAGCUCGCCGAAAGCCAAGAAAGGGAAGAAAAAAUCCCAGGAGGGUAAAAAUAAGGCAAACAAGACCGGAGACAAAGCAAAGCUAAAGAAAGGUGACACUGUCUCAGCUUCUGCAAACAUGAGGGAUUCUGAAGAAGGGCCUAAAGAGGAAGAAGAGAAGCCUUCAGCUUCAGCAGUGCUCUCUCUAGAACAGACAGCUGUUAUUCAGGAGAUGGUAAAUCAGGAUGCACUUCCCAAAUUAAUAAUCCCUCCUCCUGUCUCUGAGCCUCAAACACUGCCACAAGGGACACCUGAAGUAGUAAAUUGUGGAUCAGAUGACUUGGAGGAAGAGGAGGGGGAGGAGGAGGAUGACGAAGAGGAGGAUGAAGAAGAGGAAGGAGAAGAAGAUGCUAAUAUACCAAAUGAAAGUUCUGAGAGAGAGCCAGAAAUAGAGUGUGAAGGAAAGCAAGGAACAUCAGAAGAACCAAAUAUCACAGAAGAAAAUCCAGAUGGCUCUCUUGAAGUAAUGCCAGCUGCCAGAAUUCCUAAAACAAAGGGAGACUCCAAUGGGGAUGUAUUUGAAACAUUCAUGUUUCCUUGUCAGCAUUGUGAAAGGAAGUUUACAACCAAACAAGGACUUGAACGUCACAUGCAUAUCCAUAUAUCUACUAUCAAUCAUGCUUUCAAAUGCAGGUACUGUGGGAAAGCUUUUGGUACCCAGAUUAACAGGAGAAGGCAUGAGAGACGUCAUGAAGCAGGGCCAAAAAGGAAACCAAUCUUAACACUACCCCAGCCUGAUGACCUUGUAGACAGUGCAGUAUGUGGAGAUGAUACAAAUCUUAAAGAUGAAUCAAAUGCUUCCAGUCUUUUACAAGAUUGCAUGAUUGUGGAUUCAGAAAGAGUUUCUCAAGAAAUUGCAGUUUCUUCUGUUGCAGAAGAGAAUGGAGACCUUAAAGAACUGCAUCCAUGCAAAUACUGUAAAAAGGUUUUUGGAACCCAUACAAACAUGCGGAGGCAUCAACGCAGGGUUCACGAACGUCAUCUGAUUCCUAAAGGAGUAAGGAGAAAAGGAUUCUUACUUGAAGAACCACAACUUCCACCAGAGCAGACCCAGCCGACCCAGAAUGUAUACAUAGCAAGCACAGAGCUAGAAGAAGAAGGAGAAUCAGAUGAUGUCUAUAUUAUGGAUAUUUCCAGCAAUAUCUCUGAAAAUUUAAAUUAUUAUAUUGAUGGGAAGAUUCAGUCUAAUAGCAGCACUAGUAAUUGUGAUGUGAUUGAAAUGGAGUCUAAUCCUACAGACUUGUAUGGCCUAAAUUGUUUGCUUACUCCUGUUACAGUGGAAAUUACUCAGAGUAUAAAGACUACUCAAGUACAUGUAGCAGAGGAUCCUCCCAAGGACUCUUCGAGUAGCACAAACAGUGAAUCAAAGAAGCGAAGAACCACUAGUCCACCUUUUUUACCUAAAAUAAAGGCAGAAACUGAUUCGGAACCUAUAACGCCAUCCUGUUCCUUGAACUUACCUCUUAACAUAUCCACUACAGAGACUGUUCCAUAUCAUAAAGAGAAAAGUGUCUUUUUGUCUUCAAAACUCAAACAACUUCUUCAGACUCAAGAUAGUAACAAGCUAGCACCAGUUAUAUCUACAACAGAUACCCCUAAAUUAGGUUCAUCUGUAUCAUCAUCUUCUUCUAUUUUGCCUGUAUCAUCAAGUAGAUUCAAGCGAAGAACCAGUUCUCCUCCUAGUUCUCCACAGCACAGCCCUGCUCUUCGAGAUUUUGGAAAACAGAGUGAGAGUAAAGCAGUAUGGAAUGAUCCAGCUGUUAGUUCUAAAAUACCCAAACUAGAGAGCCACAGCAGUUCACCUUCCUGGAGUUUAUCUGGAAGGGAAGAGAGAGAUGCUGUGAGCCCUUCAUGCUUUGAUGAUUACAAAAUGUCUAAAGACUGGACAGCUAGCACCACUUUUGGUAAUGUAUGUAACCAGCAGCCUUUGGAUUUAUCCAGUGGUAUAAAGCAGAAGUCUGAGCUUACAGGGAAAGCUCAAGUCCCUUGGGAAUCUGUAUUAGAUCUUAGUGUGAAUAAAAAAUCCUGUGGUGACAUGGAUAUCAAAGAAUACAAAGAGAACAAUUCAGUGCAACCUACCUGUAGUGGCAUAAAAAAGAAGAAACCAACAACUUGCAUGUUACAGAAGGUUCUUCUCAAUGAAUACAAUGGCAUAGAUUUAGCCUUGGAAAAGACUCCAGAUGGAAAUAGGAGCCCAAGUCCUUGUAAAUCAUUAGAUCCCCAGCCAGAACCUGAUCUUGACCCAGAUUCCAGUUUAUCUGCUCCAGUUGCUCAUUCUUCUCCUUGCACUUCUCCAUUGCCUCUUCCACAGACUUCAGUGUCUUCUGGUCAGCUGCCUCCUCUCCUUAUCCCAACAAAUCCCUCUUCUCCUCCACCUUGCCCUCCUAUAUUAACUGUUGCUACACCUCCCCCACCUCUCCUUCCAACUCUUCCUUUACCACUUCCAGCCUCAUCUUCCAGUAUUUCUCCUCCUCCAUGUCCAUCACCACUUUCUAAUACCACUACACAGUCACCACUUCCUAUUCUUUCACCUACAGUGUCUCCAUCAGCAUCUCCUGUUCCUUCUGUUGAGCCUCUAAACUCUGUGGCUUCACCUGGGCCACCCAUACUUUCCUCUUCCUCCUCCUCUUCAUCUUCUUCGUCCUCUUCGUCCUCUUCCUCUUCUUCCUCUUCCUCUUCGUCCUCCUCUUCAUCCUCCUCUUCUUCUUCCUCUUCAUUCUCAUCUUCCUCUUCUUCCUCUUCCCCAUCACCACCGCCCCUCUCAGUGGUUUCAUCUGUCAUUUCAUCUGGUGAUAAUUUGGAAGCACCUCUACCUAUAUCUUUCAAACAAGAAGACACAGAGAAUGAGGAUCAGAAACCAAGUGAUGAUCCACAGACAUCAGAUGAACAGGAUAUUAUUCAGGAAACAUUCAAUAAAAACUUUAUUUGUAAUGUUUGUGAAUCACCUUUUCUUUCUAUUAAAGACCUAACCAAACAUUUAACUAUUCAUGCCGAAGAAUGGCCCUUCAAAUGUGAAUUCUGUGUGCAACUGUUUAGGGACAAAACAGACUUGUCAGAACAUCGUUUUUUGCUUCAUGGAGUUGGGAAUAUAUUUGUGUGUUCAGUCUGUAAAAAAGAAUUUGCCUUUUUGUGCAAUUUACAGCAACACCAGCGAGAUCUUCAUCCAGAUAGGGAAUGCACACACCAUGAGUUUGAAAGUGGCACCCUCAGACCCCAAAAUUUUACAGACCCCACUAAGGCCAAGGCAGACCAUGUUCAGAGUCUACCAGCAUAUCCUUUAGAAGUUUCUAAAGAGGAGGAGGACGAAGAAGAAGUAAAUGAUUCUUCAGAAGAGCUUUAUACUACCAUAAAAAUAAUGGCUUCUGGAGUAAAAUCAAAAGAUCCAGAUGUUCGACUGGGCCUCAAUCAGCACUACCCAAGCUUUAAACCACCCCCAUUUCAAUAUCAUCAUCGAAACCCUAUGGGCAUUGGGGUUACAGCCACAAAUUUUACCACUCACAAUAUCCCACAGACUUUUACUACUGCUAUCCGCUGCACCAAAUGUGGGAAAGGUGUUGAUAAUAUGCCUGAAUUACACAAACAUAUUUUGGCAUGUGCUUCAGCUAGUGACAAAAAGAGGUAUACACCCAAGAAAAAUCCAGUACCACUGAAACAGACUGUACAACCUAAAAAUGGUGUGGUGGUCAUAGAUAACUCUGGGAAAAAUGCUUUUAGACGGAUGGGGCAACCAAAAAGAUUAAAUUUCAGUGUUGAACUCAGCAAAAUGUCCUCUAACAAACUCAAACUAAGUGCACUGAAGAAGAAAAAUCAGUUAGUUCAUAAAGCAAUUCUACAGAAAAAUAAAUCUGCCAAGCAAAAGGCAGACUUAAAAAAUAGUGAUUCAGAUUCUCACUCACACAUUUGCCCCUACUGUGAUCGCGAAUUCACUUACAUUGGUAGCCUGAAUAAGCAUGCAGCUUACAGCUGCCCUAAAAAGCCAAUUUCUCCUUCCACCAAAAGAAGUGCUUCUCAUUCAUCUAAGAAAGGUGGGAUCUCAUCACCUGCAAAUAGCGAGAAAAGUAGCAACCAACGAAGACGGACAGCUGAUGCUGAGAUAAAAAUGCAAAGCAUGCAAACCCACUUGGGUAAGACAAGAGCACGCAGCUCAGGGCCCACCCCAAAUCCAUUGCCCUCUCCACCCUUUAGAGCUAAACAGAAGGUCAAAUUUGUACCUUCAGUGAAGUCCAAAAAAUCAAGCUCCUCUUCUCUUAGGAACUCCAGUCCUGUAAGAAUGGCCAAAAUGUCUCAUACAGAUGGGAAGAAAACAAAAGCAGUAGCCAAGAACCAUUCUGCUCAUCUCUCCAGCAAAGCAUCCCGGAACCUACAUGUGAGAGUACAAAAAAGUAAAGCUGCUUUACAGAGCAAACCUGCUUUAGUAAGCAAGAAAAAAUCAGACAGAUUCAGUGUUAAAUCUAGAGAAAGGAGUGGAGGGCCCAUCACACGAAGCUUGCAGCUGGCAGCCUCUGCAGACCUAACUGAAAGCAAGAGAGAAGAGAGCAGUACAAAGCAGGAGAUUAAGGACUUCAGGAACCUCCUGUAAAAACAAAACAAAUCUUAAUUGACAAAGUAAAGCUAUUGCAUGCUCAACUUAGGAUAAGCACUACGACAAUGGAUAUGAAAUCCAUCAAGCUUUCAAGACCGGUUGAAGCUGACUCAAAAAAUCUUAAAUCCAACCCUGAUUGCCUGCAGGCUUUGUGCUAAUGUUGUUAGUUCAGGCAUAUGUUUCUUCCAUGGCGUCUGAUGCAUGCUGGGCUACAAGAUGAUUCAGAUACAAAGAGAAAAGGGUACUGUAAAAAUGGGCUGAGGCGAACUGAAUGUGUCAUCACUGGACUGAUAACUCAGAUUUUAGUGUUGCCUUGCUUUUGGUGAAUGGCACAGAGAAAGACAAUUUGAAUUUAUUCUUGCAAAGCAAGUUCCCUGUUUUAUCAAUAGCUUCUUGUAGAUUCAGGGAUGACAAAUUCUGAUGCACUCAUUUUAAAGUAUUUUGGUCACAUUGUCUCUUGAUGCCUUCUUUUAAAUGAAUUAGUAGAAGGAGAGGAAUUUAAGUUGUCAGAAUUCUCCCUACCCCAUUUCUUUUCUUUUUCCCUCCCUCCCUUCCUUCCUUCCUUCCUUCCUUCCUUCCUUCCUUCCUUCCUUCCUUCCUUCCUUCCUUCCUUCCUUCCUUCCUUCCUUCCUUCCUUCCUUCCUUCCUUCCUUCCUUCCUUCCUUCCUUCCUUCCUUCCUUCCUUCCUUCCUUCCUUCCUUCCUUCCUUCCUCUUCCUUCCUCUUCCUUCCUCUUCCUUCCUCUUCCUUCCUUCCUUCCUUUCUUCCUUCCUUUCUUUCUUAUCAAAUGUGGAUUGCCAGCAUAACUUUGAGGAAACCAGGUUGGAUUUAGACUCUUCUUAUGCAUUUCUAAUUUCCUGUUUAUAUAUCCAAAUGGAACUGUCCUCUAUAGAUUAUUACCUGGCACUAAUUUAUAACUAUAAUAUUAUUGAAUGCUGUGUAGCAUUUUAUUAAUGCACAGGAUAAAAGAGAGCAGGUCUGUAUAAAUGUAUGCCUCUACACAUAAAUAUUAAAUGAGUUUACUGUACCAGGUCUUACACUUCACUCUCUUAUUGAGAUUAAAAGUAACAAAUUGGUCUCCUUACUGUUGGAAAAUAUUUUACCAUGCAUUUCUAUGCCCUUUUCAGGGUCAAUGACUGAGUUGGUGGAAAUGGCUAGUUUCAUUCACAUACCCUAUUUGUUUUGACUUUUAAAAGUAAUCUACCUCUUAAAAUUUGUAGUUUAAUACUUGUUUGGUGAAUUUGUGCCACUUUAACUCUUUCACUAUCAUUCCCAUUUUGUUACAUUUCUGUUAUGGGGACUUUAUGUUGAAAUAUUGUAUAAAGCAUUUGUAGCAGUUUAAAAAAUAAAAUAUUUAAAAUUAUUUAAAUUGUUUUGGACACUUCAAUUGUAUUAUAUGUGAUUUACAUUUUACAUUAAUUUUUUGUUUUAUUUUGAGUUGUUAAUCUGGAGAGUGUUCCUGUAUUUGAAGUUUGCUGUUAGUUACAUUACUGUUUCUUGUUGAAGAGUGAUCUAAAGACUAUUCUAAUGCAAACAUUAAAAUUUACCAUUUGAUGUACAAAUGAGGUUGUCCCUUUGCUUUUAACCAUUGUACUAUUGACAAAUCUUAAGUACAGGUAGAAAACCAGAGUGGUGUUUGCUAUCUCCUCAUCCCCAAAAUGAAAUAAAUUUUGUGAACCUGUCAGAUUGAUAAAAAGAUCUUUUGAUGCUCUUGCAAACUCCUUAAAUGACCAGCUAGAUGGGCUCUGAUGAUACAUUUUAUAUAAUUGUAACCAAUAAAGUAAACUUUCUAAGCACUUGUGAAAGGCUUUCGUUUUGUACAGAAAUCUAGACUGGCUCCUCUCCACCCCCACUCCCAAUGAAGGUACAUGGAAGACUUUUGAAAGCUUGCAUUGUUCAGUAAGAGCAGUGCAAUAAAGCAAACCAAAAACAAAAAAAAAAUCACUCUUUUGUUGCUUUUCUGUGGCAUUGAGCUAAGUAUGUAUUGAGACUGUACCAAAUGGUGACAUGCAAUAUGUAUAGCGCUAUUGCUAGUGAGGACUUUGUGGACUCUGAAAGUCUGAAAGAUUUGAAGUGAAUUUCAUACACAUGGCACUUGUUUUAAAUAUUGCUCUGUUUUGUUCAUAUUGAUAUUCUACCUUUAAAAAAGUUGAUGUCAUUUUAAAUUAUGUGAAUCUCAUACCAUGAAACAAGGAACAAUUGUAACAUGUUUAAUGUUUUAAAUGGCUAUAUUUACCUGCUUUAAAAGCUUAUCACUGCUGAGGCAGAAAAUAAUGGUAUAACCAUUCUGUGCUGUAUAGCCUGAUUUUUGCCUAGUGGAUAUAAUACCUAGUAUUAACAGUUUAUCUGUUUCACUGAAGUUUACUUAGCAUAUUCAAAAACAGACUGUUUACUUUUUCAUCUGCUUGACUUCUCAUUCCAUAGAACUGGCUAAGAGAUCCAUUACAGUUCUAUGAUCUUUGAUAUGCUUUUAAUACAUUUAUUUUGAUUGUACACUAUAAAAGAAUUUUAUAUCUAGAUUUGACUAAUUGUUGGGGCACAGAUGUUUUUUACUUAGAUCAACUUUGGAGUUAACUUGCCCAUUAUGAAAUUUGCCCUGGAAUGCCAUUCAAUCUAAACCUGCAGACUCCACAUUCAACAUAACAAUGUAGUGUAUGUCAGAAUAUUCUUCCAUUUACUCCCUUUAAGCCCUUCUCCAUAUUGACCUCUUUGUAGUUUUCUAAUAUUCAAGACAUGCUUUACCUGAAGCCAAAAUUACUGUAGUUUAUUGUGCCAGGACAUCUCAUUUGAAGCUCCUGAAUAUUAUUUCUCUAUCCAAGUUAAAUGUGUCACUGGAGUGCUCUUUAAUAUCCUGGAACUGAUUUUUUGCUGAAAAAAAAAAACUUUGACAAAGGGAAAGCACUACCAUUUAUUGAAAUAAUUGGAUAUCUUUUCAACAGUAAGAAUCAUUAACUGAUGUGGUUGGUUUGAAUCUCUUUAGGCUUAAAUAUCUGAAGGAGUGAAAACUAAUGGAAGGAGCAUGUCCCUGUUGCUAAUUUAAAGUGUUAAUUUGUGUUUCAUUAUAAAUUCAUCUCUAAUUAUACUUGUUCUAAUUUGAAUGUUUAAAAAUUGCUUUCAAGCAAAAUGAGCUAUAGAUUCAAUCAAAUAUUGCUUGGUUGUAUUUUCCAAACUAGUGGUUAACCUUUUUUUAAAAUUAAGUUUUGUGGUUUUGUUUUUGUAACUUUAAAAAAGGAACAGGCGAGGGUUUUAAACCUUCAUAAAGAUGAUAUUUGAAGCAUAGCGGAAUGAGUAUUGGACUUGGAAAUGAGAGGCUAGGAUUUGAAUCUCACUUCUGAUACCUCCUAGCUAUGUGACCAUGGACAAGUAACUUCAAUUCUCAGCCUCAGUUCUUUGAUAUGUAAAUAGGGAUAAUACCUGGAUAGUACCUACCUCACAGGGUUGUUGUGAGGAUCAAAUGAAUUCAUGUAUGUAAAAUGUUUUGCAAACUAUAAAGCACUAUUAAAAUGCCAGUUAAUAAUAAA
This is a messenger RNA of Monodelphis domestica (gray short-tailed opossum), 8934 nucleotides long. RefSeq names its product PR/SET domain 2 (gene PRDM2). NCBI's taxonomy places the organism in Eukaryota, Metazoa, Chordata, Mammalia, Didelphimorphia, Didelphidae. The record is from RefSeq and is a predicted model, not a curated record. Gene Ontology annotation, biological process: regulation of gene expression. Gene Ontology annotation, molecular function: protein binding; histone methyltransferase activity. Gene Ontology annotation, cellular component: nucleus.